Messenger RNA from Thermothielavioides terrestris NRRL 8126, 3139 nucleotides. RefSeq lists its product as uncharacterized. The transcript is spliced from 5 exons. Gene Ontology annotation, molecular function: structural molecule activity. NCBI's taxonomy places the organism in Eukaryota, Fungi, Ascomycota, Sordariomycetes, Sordariales, Chaetomiaceae. Gene Ontology annotation, cellular component: Golgi membrane; COPI vesicle coat; endoplasmic reticulum. Bases 178 to 2937 code for a protein of 919 amino acids. Gene Ontology annotation, biological process: endoplasmic reticulum to Golgi vesicle-mediated transport; intracellular protein transport; intra-Golgi vesicle-mediated transport. The record is from RefSeq and is a predicted model, not a curated record.
CUCACUGUUGAAAGAGUCCGUGCACGGCUUGGGAACAUGUUGUGGGGCUGACCCCCAAUUGGCAGGGUCUCGAAUUGGCAACGUCGCGAGUUGGGAUUCCCACAGAGGCUCGAGACGCUUGAGAGCCUGAUUUCCCCCAGCCUUUUGCCAGUGCAUCCUCGCGUCGCUCUGCCCACCAUGAGCUACGGGAAGAAGGACGAGGACGCCGACAGCGGCCUGGUCAAAAUCGACCGGACUCAGGUCUUUCAGGAAGCUCGCCUCUUCAACAGCUCGCCCAUUCAGCCACGAAGAUGCCGCGUGCUCCUCACCAAGAUCGCCCUCCUCCUGUACACCGGCGAGAAGUUCCCGACCACGGAGGCCACCACGCUCUUCUUCGGUAUCUCGAAGCUCUUCCAGAACAAGGAUGUCGGCCUGCGCCAGAUGGUUCACCUCGUCAUCAAGGAGCUGGCCAGCUCCGCCGAGGACAUCAUCAUGGUCACGAGCACCAUCAUGAAGGAUACAGGCGGCAGCACCGACUCCAUAUAUCGCCCCAACGCCAUCCGGGCGCUCUGCCGCAUCAUCGAUGCCACCACGGUUCAGUCCAUUGAGCGUGUCAUGAAGACGGCAAUCGUCGACAAGAACCCCUCGGUGUCGUCUUCCGCUCUCGUGUCGUCGUACCACCUCCUCCCGAUCGCCCGAGACGUCGUCAAGCGGUGGCAGAGCGAGACCCAGGAGGCGGCCGCAAGCACCAAGUCGUCUGGCGGGUUCUCUCUGGGUUUCUCGUCGUCCUCUGGGAAUCUCCCCGUCAACAACUCGACUAUGACGCAGUACCACGCCAUCGGCCUGCUGUACCAGAUGCGGAUGCACGACAGGAUGGCGCUGGUCAAGAUGGUCCAGCAAUUCGGCGCGGCCGGCGCCAUGAAGAACCCCGCCGCCAUCGUCAUGCUGGUCCGUCUUGCCGCACAGCUGGCCGAAGAGGAUCCCCAGCUCCGAAAGCCCAUGAUGCAGCUGCUGGAUGGCUGGCUCAGGCACAAGAGCGAGAUGGUCAACUUCGAGGCGGCAAAGGCCAUCUGCGACAUGCGGGACGUCACGGACGACGAAGUGACGCAGGCGGUCCACGUCCUUCAGCUUUUCCUCAGCUCGCCCCGCGCCGUCACGAAGUUCGCCGCCUUGCGGAUCCUCCACACCAUUGCGUCCUUCAAGCCGCAUGUCGUCAAUGUGUGCAACCCGGAUAUCGAGCUUCUCAUCUCAAACAGCAACCGCUCGAUUGCCACGUUCGCGAUCACCACCCUCCUCAAGACGGGCAACGAGGCCAGCGUGGACCGGCUGAUGAAGCAGAUCUCGGGCUUCAUGUCCGAGAUCACGGACGAGUUCAAGAUCACGAUUGUCGAGGCGAUCCGGACGCUCUGCCUCAAGUUCCCUAGCAAGCAGGCCGGCAUGCUUCAGUUCCUCAGCGGAAUCCUGCGCGACGAAGGCGGCUACGAGUUCAAGCGAGCUGUGGUGGAGAGCAUGUUUGACCUGAUCAAGUUCGUGCCCGAUUCCAAGGAAGAGGCGCUCGCCCACCUCUGCGAGUUCAUUGAGGACUGCGAGUUUACGAAGCUGGCCGUCCGAAUCCUACACCUGCUUGGUGUCGAGGGUCCCAAGACGUCGCAACCCACCAAGUAUAUCCGGUACAUCUACAACCGGGUCGUCCUGGAGAAUGCCAUCGUUCGUGCCGCUGCCGUGACCGCGCUGGCCAAAUUCGGCGUUGGGCAGAAGGAUCCCGAGGUCAAGCGGAGCGUGGACGUCCUGCUGACGCGCUGCUUGGACGAUGUCGAUGACGAAGUCCGGGAUCGCGCCGCCCUCAACCUCAGGCUUAUGCAUGAGGAGGAUGAACUGGCGGCGAGAUUCGUCAAGAACGACAACAUGUUCGCGCUUCCCUUUUUCGAGCACCAGCUUGUCAUGUACGUCACAUCGGACGACAAGUCGGCGUUCGAGACCCCAUUCGACAUCUCGAAGAUCCCUGUUGUUACGCGCGAGCAAGCGGAUGCCGAAGACAGGACGAAGAAGCUUACCGCGACUAUCCCAUCUCUCAAGCCGCCCAAGGUCGGCCCCACCAAGACGGCACCGUCAUCGGCCGAUGCUGCCGCUUCUGCCUCGGCGGCGGCACAGAAGUACGCCCAGGAAUUGAUGCAGAUCCCGGAGAUGAACGAGUUCGGCAGCGUGCUCAAAUCUUCGCCGCCGGUGGAGCUGACAGAAGCCGAAACCGAGUACGUGGUCAGCGUCGUCAAGCACAUCUUCAAGGAGCACAUCGUGCUGCAGUACGAGAUCAAGAACACGCUCCCAGCGACGAUAUUGGAGAACGUGUCGGUGAUGGCCACGCCGUCAGACGAGGAGGAGCUCGAGGAAGUGUUCAUCAUCCAGGCCGAGACGCUGCAGACGGACGUACCUGGCAAGGUCUACGUGGCGUUCCGGAAGGUGAACGGCGGAAGUUCCCUGCCUGUCUGCACCUUCUCCAACGUCCUCAAGUUCACCAGCAAGGAGAUCGACCCAACAACCAACGAGCCAGAGGAGGGCGGCUACGAGGACGAAUACGAAGUGUCCGACUUCGAUCUGUCGGGCAGCGACUAUGUCAUCCCGACCUUCGCCAGCAACUUCGCACACGUGUGGGAACAGGUUGGCGCCCAGCCGCAGGCCGAAGAGGCCGAGGAGACAUUACAGCUCAGCGGCAUGAAGAGCAUACCAGAGGCAACGGAGCAAUUAGCCAAGACGCUGUCGCUCCAACCGUUGGAAGGCACGGAUGUUCCCGUGAACCAGACCACGCACACCUUGAAGCUUCUCGGCAAGACGGUCAACGGCGGCCGGGUCGUCGCCAACGUGCGGAUGGCCUACUCGUCCAAGACGGGCGUGACAACCAAGAUCACGGUGAGGAGCGAGGAGGAAGGUGUUGCGGCUCUGGUGGUGGCAUCUGUUGCUUAAUGACCACGGGUUGGAUGGAUGCAUGGCGUUAUUUCGUUUAUUUGCUGUUAAGAAAAAUCAAGGAGCUUUCAUUCGGUGGCUUCCUUUCCCCCGGCCCAACAGCUGCGCGCGUGUCCGAGGGGGGGUUUCGUCUGUGAAGGUUUGCGCUGCGAUACAGAUAGAGCCGUGCUGUUCCUCGGGAUGAUGGACAUGGGCCAAGGGG